UGGGUGUAUCGUGUGUAUUGGCAGAUAUUCAGAAUGAAUGCAAACACUAUUGAAAAGAAAAACACCCACGAAAUGUCGUGAAUGCAAAAUCGAAGGAUGUUAGUGACAGACUGUUUCAACAGAGCUUUAAGGGGUCAUCCCCGUGUGAAACUACAGAAUGUGACUCACACCCGGUAUCAUCGUGUAUUGAAUAUUUGACAACAGAAGGGCACUUGACAAACUUUGACGUGGGAUGAUUGUAAUGCUGUGCUCUCGACAUGUAAAUCUCACUUAUUCACAGGUUCGGGUGAGUCCCGGGUCUGUUUCAUGCGAACAGCUACCAUUGUUGACAAUCACAAAAGUUAUCUACUAUGCAUACGUGGAAAUGUAAUAUGACUCCUAUUUGACAUUUAGUUUCCAGUUAAAUUAUACUAAAAAUGAUGUCGUUUAUGAUGAAAAAGAAGCGUUUUAAGUUCCAUGUAAACUUUUGCAUCGAGGAACUGUCAUCUGUGCCUUUUGUUAGUGGAAUACUAUUUGCAAAGAUCCGGUUGCUGGAUGGUGGCAACUUUGCAGGACAGUCUGAAAGGCAAGACAUCAUCAACAACUGUGUGAAGUGGAAGGCAGCCUUUAGUUUCCAGUGUAAGAUGACGGCCAAUGCUAACACUGGGUCACUUGAUGAGUGUAAAUGUCGUAUCUCUAUCCGAAAGGAACAGAAGGGCGGGAAGACAUACCAGAAGCUCGGAUAUAAGGAUGUUGACUUGGCUGAGUAUGCAGGGUCAGGCUGUCAGACGAAAAAAUUUCUUUUAGAGGGUUAUGACUCAAAACACAGACAAGACAAUUCCGUCCUAGAGGUUACUGUGGAAAUGUCAUUGGUGUCUGGAGACCCUGUGUUCAAAGUCCCACAAAAGAGCAAGUCUGUGUUCUAUCGGCUGCCAGGGGAGAUGAUGGAUGUACAGGAACAGGAGGCACGGGGAAUUGAGGACUGCAGUGAGGGUAGUCUGGCCUCCAACAGUAGUGGCUUUGACAGUUUGCCUAGAAAAGACCGUCCUGCUAUCCUCCCUGUUGAAAGUCCCCCAGAGUUUGACAGUAGCCAUGACUUUGAGAAGAGCCAUUCACGUAACAACAGCUAUGCAAGUCAGCACUCUAAAACCUCAACAGGCUAUGUCUCUCUGUCACACAGUCGACAGUCAAGCAUCGGCAAUGAAAACCCCACUCAUACCAGAUUUUUGAAUGUGUUAUAUUUAAGUCCAAGUGCCGGGUCUGCUCUCAUCAAUGAUCUCAUCAAAGGUGACCGCAGAAAGAAGUUUGAGGAUUCUAUGAAAGAGAGGAGAAUGGAUUCAACACGAGUAGAUGCCACAGGGGUUGUUGACGAGCUCCUCAACUCAGCAGACCUUCUGUCCUCGAGGGAAGAAAGUUCAGGGUUACAGCUGCUUGUAGAUAAGGACGGUACAACAGCUCUCCGGUGACAACAGAGAAACUUAGCAAUUGGUCUUGUUGACUAGUCCUCAGAUGUGGACAGAGCACCGUGGUGAUUGGACCUGUUGUCCUCAGGUGUCCGUCAUAUAAAAACGGGAACCAUAGCCGUAUGUCCACAGACGAGAACCAUUGUUGUUGGACCUAUAAUAUGUCUCCACAUGAUGAGCAAAUCCAGAUAACUACAGGGAGAUAACUCCGUGAUUAUCUUAUUGGAUACACUCCAGCAUAGCACCCUGAAAUAAUUCCUGUUUGAUUUUCAUCACAUGUUGUGUUUAGAGGAUGUUACUCGUGGAGGAGGUGCCAUUAAAUGGAAAUGAGACUUGAAUGAUUUUGAACCAACAAUCAAUGUUCAUUUGUUGUGAUUUUAUUGGGACAUUACCAGAUGUCUAUACUCUUAUUUAUUAAUAACCAUGGCAAUGUUUACAUGUAACCAUGGUGAUGUGUAAAAGAAACCAUUGAACUAUUUAUACUUAAUCAUGAAACUGUUUGUAUUUAACCAUGGCAUGUGUUUACAUGUAAACAUGGUGAUGUAUAAUAGAAGCCAUUGACGUUUUUAUAACUAAUUUUGAAACUGUUGGUAUAUUUAACCAUGGCAAUGUAACAUAUAAUCAUGGCAAUGUGUAAAAGUAACCAUGGAAACUUUUAUAACAAAUAAUGAUUUAACCAUGGCAGUGUUAACAUGUAGUCAUGGCAAUGUGUAAAAGGAACCACAGAAACCUUUAUAACAAAUAAUGGUUUAACCAUGGCAGUGUUUAUAAGGAUUCCAUGAAACUGUUAGUAGAUAUCUCAUUGUCAAAGUCUUUGCUGUGUGGUAUUUAUAAAAAAAAAAACAUUUAUACUUACAUUUGUGUACAGGCCAUUUAUUGGAGAGUUAAGCAAAAUGGAAUUCCUUAAGUGAAAUUUUAUAAGGCUUCAAAAUAUAUCUAUAUUGCUAGCUGGUAGACAUGGUGCUAUUAUGUCUUAGAAACAUUAGGUUACACCCAUCAUGUGGUUGCUACAGAUUCUUCACAGUUCACAUGAUUAUUCAGUGCCAUUUUUUCGGAGAGUAAGUUGAACCAACCUGGUACCAUAUCACUAUACCUUUUCCCUCCAACUGCUGAUCCUGAUAAAAUGGAUGUGUUUGGCCAGGAGGUACAGCUCCUAAGACUGCAAUCUCUCCCUUAGGUUCCUUACACUACCUAAUACACCUCUGUAAUGCCUCAAGGGCUAUCACACUUGACCUCAAGGUUAUACCUAUAUUUCGAAACAAAAAGGCAUUGCGCAUGUAUGCGUAUUGUAACCUCUGAUACAAAUAGUUGUAUAGGAGUGUUUUUAUUUUGCUAGAAGUUUAAUUUAAGGAAAUGGCUAGCUGUAUGUCAGCUGUUAAUAGGUGAAUAAAUCACGUUCCUACUAGAAUUGUAAUGACACCAACACAGUUCAUUAGCAUAUAUAGGCUAAUAUGAUUCUAAAUUCUGUUAACACCAUGUGAAAUAAUCUCAUGGAAAUAAAUAUAUCAAUAUUACGGAGUUACAUGGGACUGUUGGCUCACAAAUACAAAAACAAUCCAACGAAAUAAAUCAGCGGAAAUAUACUUAAGGCAAUCUGCUAAAUUUAAAUGUGUUUUAAAUGCAUAUGAUAAGAUAGUUUUAAUUGUUUUUAUCUCAUGUGGAACAAGUACUUUUUUAAAAUCUUGUAAUGAAGCGAGCCAUUUACAGAGAUGUAUGCUGGUGACCGCAGUGCUCUCAGGGAGAGAUUGCUAAGACAGUGUACCAGAAUACAUUUAUCAAGGGGAAUAACUCCACUGUACUGAUAAAUAUGUAGCCUGGGACAUAGCUUUAUAACAUAAUUUCGUGUCCAAACAGAAAUAUCGUUAUACUUUGCCAGGGGGAAUCAAAUAACUCCAUUGUAUUCUGGUUAGCAUACCAAAUGCUGCAUUUGGACAAGGGGUAUGAUUCCAUUGCUUCAUGAUAGGCAUACAAUGUACCAGAACAUAGUUACAUUAUUUUUGGACAGUCCUGAAUAUUCAGAUAUACCAGAUCUGUGUUCACAGAGAAAACAUUUUCUAUUUCGAAGACUAUACUAAAGCCUAUUGUUAUUGUUUGAGAAGUUAAUCUAUUAUAUUAUUGUAUAUCAAUCUUUGUUUUACUGUUUUUUUUUGUAUAUACAUGUAACUGGUAGUCAAGAUUUGUUUUUGAUGAUCACCAGUUCAAAAUGUUUUCCUUUAUUUCAUAGACUUUUGUAAAAAGAAAUUCUGCCUGCUGAUUGAAAGUUUCCUGUGCCUUUCAGAGAAAUGUUUAUGCCAUGUAUUACACACUGUGAAUAACAGGGUAGUCAUUCUUUUUAUCAUGACUGUUAUCAUUGUUGCAGAACAUAUAGUAUUUAUAUUAUGGCCGUAAAUAUUGUUGCAGAAUUUGUACCAUAAUAAUUCUGUGUAAAAGAUACGGAAUCUCAUCAGUGUCAUUAGAAAGUGUCCAUUAUUGUGUUUUGAAUAUUGUGUGUUAUCGUUGUCAUUAGACGGCCUUGCUUUGUUUAUGGUCUGCCUUUAUCGGAAUAAUCACUGACACUCAUCAUGGCAUUACCAUCUACCCCUGUAUUGGAAUAACCGUCCACUCCCAUCAAAGAACAUACUUCAAACCAUAUUGCAGAAUAACCACUGGCUACUAUUGAGGAUAACUGGCAGGCACCAUUAUAGAACAACUAGUGUCUAAUAUUGUCCAGCCCCUGUACAAUGCCAUAGACCAUCACGUACCCCCUGUAAUAUAGCACAUCUAAGACAAUUCCCAAGUUUUUUGCUCUUGUUACUUUCACACUUUCUGUUAACCAUUAUUGCUGACUAAUGGUUGAUUUUCACUCUGUUGAGUAUCAAUGCAGGCUGAUGGUUUGUUUUGGUUUUCUGUCACCUUAAUUAACUAGAGCGUGUCGCCUUUUACUAGAGUGAGAUAGGAAAUGUAGUAAUGAUUAUGCUAAUGGGUUUAGAACUAGUUCCAUCUGCCGAGGUGUGCUGAUCAUGACAACACAUUCCUUUCUUCCAUCCAACACAUGCUACAGAUGGCUAUUUGAUCAUACCUACUUGUAAUACACAUACUGUUGCUACUUUCACAGUAAAAGGUCAAGUUAAAAAGUCAGCCAAGUGAAUUUUGUUUUUCCCGGUGAAAGGCAAAUAAUUCACGAAGAGUUCCAUGCUUAAAUGCUAUGUUUAUCCUUCUACAACUGACAUAUAUAACAUUGUGUGUAUGUACUGACCGGUAUUUAUUUAUAUAUUUGACUACUUUUGACAUGUGUUUCUUCAUACAUAGUACUUGUAUUGAUAUGUUUGACCACUAUAUAUACAUUAUUGUGUAUGUUAAGUACUAGAUCAAGGCUCAAAUGUUAUCACAGGCUGUAUACAUUAGAUGAUUUUGUUUGUGUUAAAUGUAGUGUUAUAAUCGUUUUCUAAAAUAGAUAUCAUGCCUCCCUAAAUCCAAUAUAUAUAUAAUAUUGACCUGUUGUAUUAGUUCUUGAAUAAUGUAUCCAGGGGAUCUAUAACACAUCAUAUAGUGGCAAUUUUGUCUCCACUCCUUGAUUCCAUGGGUUUUGUACACCAUCACAGUUAUAAACCUGUACUAGCUAUACAUUUAUGGAAGGCUAUUGUCUCCCUUGACUUGAUUAUCAAUCGUGUUGUCUCUCUUGCCCUUAUAACUCAAUUUUUGUAACAGUCUAAAACUUUUGAUUAGCUCACCUGGCCGAAAGUUUCGCUCUGAUCAGAAAUAGAUUAACAAGGUGAGUAAUGCAUGCUCUUUGAGCCCCAUGUUCUAAAUUUGUUACUGAUUACCCAGUACAGAUUUAUUACAGUUAGCUGGCCAGCUUUGGAAUCUGGCAUUGCCAAGUUAGUUCAAAACAGUUUAAGAUGUAAAGGUCUGGUGGCCAUUGUAUACUGAUUGUACCAACCAAUCAUUAUAUCUGUACAGAAUUAGCACCAACGAUAUUGUAACUGUCCUGAUAACUUUGUACAGCAGAAAACAUGUGAUAAUGAUAAUACAUACAGUGUAUAUUUCUUUGAUAGAAAUAAAGGUGAUAUUAAUUCGUGUCCUCACAUCCACAUUUUAAAACAGAAAAUUUAGUGCUCAGCUAUACCGUCGGAAGUGAAAUCCAAUGUAUUGCUUGAUAUAUACCUAGGUAAGAAUUCAUGCAGUAAUUCUGGUUUAUUUAUAUCUAAUGUUAGGUAUAAACAAGCUGUUCAGUUUGCUAAGAGCUUUAUAUCAGAAGUGAUGGGUUUUACAGAGGUGAGGUGUGUCACAGGCCGGCAGUUUAUGAGAGGAAAUAUUUUCAUUAUCGGUGUAUAAUUAUGUAUAUGAGGUUGUUACAAGAAAAUAAUUUUGACAGUUCCAUAAAAGUUUUUUUCUUUGUUUGUUUAUGUGACUUCUGUUCUUGACAUUUAGUCAUUGAUCACUUAUUUAUUUUUCAAGUAGAAAUCUGAUAUUCAAGUUUAGUAAUACUGUAGCCUAUAAUUGUUUAAUUUGCGGGGCUAAUAUUUCGGGGGUUGCUAAAGUAUGAACUAGUAUACAAUUUCGUGCAACACCUAGGUGUAUACAUUUUGUAGUAAACAGGAGAACACUUCUGUACGUUUGUUUGUAUAUUAUCAUAUAAUUUACAAUAUUAAUAUUUGAUGUGUAUUUAUUUUGAGCUAUAUUAAAUGACCGUGAAGAUAAUGAAAUUAAGUCCCCUGUGAUUAUCACCAAUUAUGCAGUAUUCAGUAUCUUAAAAAAGAACAAAAUUUUACUUAUUUAAAUAAGACGUUAAAUGAUUAGCCUUGCGGAUGGAUCCUCUCAAAAUGAACUGAGUGAAGACAAUUGUAGCCAGAUUGCUGUUGUAGUACGAGAACAUUAAUCUUGGUUCAGAUGUAUUCCGGUCAUUUUAAUAUACGGGGGUCUGAAACUAGCUGUAAUUCUACCUCAAUUAAUAUGUCAUUGAUCAAGUGUGAUAAAUAUCCGUGAUAGUAACACUACUAACUUUAUGACAAGCAUGCUUCCAGAAAAUUUAAGUUAAGAUUUCAUAUUCAUUCACCAGUGUCAAUUACUGUACUAUAGAGUAUCAGUUAUGUAUCUAUUCAAUGAAUAUUGUAUAAAUUUAUAGCAGAGUCUUGAAAUAGUGUCCAAUAACUCCAGACAUUUUAUGUCAGUGUUUUAUUUUGGAGAUUGAAUUCAAACACAGCUUGUAGAUUUUAGCUUAUGAUAAAUUUUUUGCUCAAAUUUUGCUAAUGCACAUUCAGCUUUAGCCUGGUAAGAUUCCUUUGUAUCACUCCUCAUUUAAACAUCCAACAUGAACCAAUUUUGAUUGCAUAUUCAUUAAUUAUCAUGUACAUGUAUAUGUUAUAUCUGUACUAGUUGUAGAUUUUGUUUGCUGUUGUAUGUCUGGUCUUUAUUGGUCAGUAUGGUCAGCAUCACGACAGACUCUUGUUAACUUUAACCCAAAAUAACAAACCAUAUUGGUCUAAAAUAUACUGUACUUAUCUGACAAUAAGCUCAUGUCGAUUUAUAAGCAUUGUUAACCCAAUAAGCUAGUGUCUAUUUAUAAGCAUUGUUAGCCCAAUAAGCUUGUGUCUAUUGAUAAGCAUGAUUAGCCCAAUAAGCUAGUGUCUAUUUAUAAGCAUUGCUAGCCCAAUAAGCUCAUGCCUAUUAUGAAAUAGCUUAAUAAGUGCCAUAAGCUCAUGCCUAUUAAUAACAUAAGACUAUUGAUAAGGACUAGAAGCUUAUGCAUAGUAUUACGUCCACCCAUGAUAUAGAUGUACUGUUUAUUGGUAAAAAUCCUCUAACCUCAAAGUCAAAUGUAUGAGUAGGCUCCAUGAUCUUACUGCAGGAUAAGGUAUGUUUUAUGUGUAACUGGUUUUAAGGCUGUAUGCUACUUAAAUUCAUAUUGUACCUGUGAUGUGUGUUGGAGUAAGGCUGUAUGCUAAUUACUCUAGAUAUUAUACUGCACUUGUGAUAGAUGUAAGAAUUAUACCCAUUUAGUGAAAUAAGCUCCCUUAAGUGUUGUCUUUACAUUUUUGUAACUUUUAUAAUGCUGUUAUUUAUCUGUAUAAUCUUGAGCAAAUUCUGGUAUCCAUCCACAAGAUGCUUUCAGCAUUUCUUUGUCUAAAUAGCAGUUAUGAGACCAUCAGAAAUGGUUCUUAAAUAUACAAAUGUAGUAUUCACAAACCGAAUAAUUUAAAACUCCAUUUUAUUGUCAAAAACAGUAUUGUAUGACAUACACAAAACCCUUGUCAUGUUGUCUUUUCGUGAUGCUGGCCAUACUAAACACUGUCCUGUCCAGAAACCAUUUACAUUCAUCCAUCUGUCGCAUGGUAGAAUUUCUGAUACAUGUAAUUAUCAGAAGCUAUUUCUAUCUUUGUAGACAAAGAUAUUAGUUUUAAUAUUAAAGAAUAAAUGUUUGCAAAAACUUUA
Pecten maximus is the source of this 7853-nucleotide messenger RNA. Its product is annotated as protein FAM102A-like. The transcript has 9 exons. NCBI's taxonomy places the organism in Eukaryota, Metazoa, Mollusca, Bivalvia, Pectinida, Pectinidae. The record is from RefSeq and is a predicted model, not a curated record. Bases 417 to 1445 code for a protein of 342 amino acids.